AUGUGGUGUGUUGUCGGCUUCUUUGUGUACUUCAAACUUUCGGCGAUCUUCCUCAACGUUGUCGAUCCAUUCGCGCCGAUAGAAAACUUAUUCUGUGCAGUAUUCAUGGGUGGAAUCUGGGAUGCCUUAUCUAGAGCUCUUGCUGCUGCUCGCGAACGACGUGCAGCGGGUCAUGCUACCGAAAAUGGAACUAUCGCAAGUGGAGAGAAAAAGGAUCAAUAA
This is a messenger RNA of Cylicostephanus goldi, 222 nucleotides long. The record is from the annotation of a GenBank genome assembly. Lineage: Eukaryota; Metazoa; Nematoda; Chromadorea; Rhabditida; Strongylidae.